Messenger RNA from Amyelois transitella, 4541 nucleotides. It is a transcript of the gene CtBP, whose product is annotated as C-terminal-binding protein. The transcript has 13 exons. The record is from RefSeq and is a predicted model, not a curated record. The coding region runs from base 638 to 2002 and encodes 454 amino acids. Gene Ontology annotation, molecular function: NAD binding; transcription corepressor activity; oxidoreductase activity, acting on the CH-OH group of donors, NAD or NADP as acceptor. NCBI's taxonomy places the organism in Eukaryota, Metazoa, Arthropoda, Insecta, Lepidoptera, Pyralidae.
GCGCGUCAGCGCGUCACUUUCGUUUCCCAGGAGCUCGCUCGUUUCGUCGCAAAUCCGCCAUUUUGUAUGUAGCUGGCGGUGCUUCAGGGUUUACUAUCACGGAUUAGUGAUUUUCUCGACUUAAAAACUGUUAACUUCGAUAAAUAAGACUUUAUAAACUACUUGUGAACUAAAUUGACUGUAUUGUGAAGUAUUUUAGCUACUACAACUUGUGUUUUCGUGAAUUGUGAGUGCCCUAUAAUUGGAGCGCGUGGCUGGUGACUCUUUGUUGUUGGAUUCAUCAUAUUUACGGUUGUGGACUGAGGAUAUAAAAAACUUGGACUACACAGUGACGGAAAAAUAGUGUUGUGCUAGUUUGUGAAUUAGUGAUUCGGACGGCAUCGCCGCUCAAGUGGUUAGUGCGUAAAAUAGUGACAGUGUUAGUGUUGUGUGUGCGUUGCGUCCGAAGUGGCGCCGACGCGGCCGUCAACUCGAUGCCGGUGCGCCGAUGGAUCGGUGAUCGCGGCCUGACUACGUCACUAGUGCAGCGUUGGUAAAGUAUGCGCGGGCGCCCCGGCCGAGUGCUGACCACCUCACUAAUGACAUUGCAAUUGUGACGCGCUGCGGAGCGGUGACUAAAGCGGCUCUGCCGCUUUAAAUGGAUAAACGCAAGAUGCUGCCAAAGAGAGCGCGUAUGGAUAGCAUGCGGGGUCCCAUUGCAAAUGGACCCUUGCAAUCAAGGCCCUUAGUGGCGUUAUUAGACGGUCGCGACUGCACCGUAGAGAUGCCAAUUCUCAAAGACGUCGCCACGGUGGCGUUCUGCGACGCCCAGUCCACGUCAGAGAUCCACGAGAAGGUUCUGAAUGAGGCGGUGGGCGCGCUCAUGUGGCACACUAUUAUACUGACAAAAGAGGACUUGGAGAAGUUCAAGACGUUGAGGAUUAUCGUACGCAUAGGUUCCGGGGUCGACAAUAUUGAUGUCAAAGCCGCGGGAGAAUUAGGCAUAGCAGUAUGUAAUGUACCAGGUUACGGCGUAGAAGAAGUAGCGGACACGACAAUGUGUCUCAUAUUGAAUUUGUACCGGCGGACGUAUUGGCUCGCCAAUAUGGUGCGGGAAGGAAAAAAAUUCACAGGUCCAGAGCAGGUGCGCGAAGCAGCGACGGGCUGCGCGCGCAUUCGCGGCGACACGCUGGGCAUCGUGGGGCUGGGCCGCAUCGGCUCGGCCGUCGCCCUCCGCGCCAAGGCUUUUGGCUUUAACGUCAUCUUCUAUGACCCCUACUUACCUGACGGCAUUGAGAAGUCGCUAGGGCUCACUAGAGUCUACACACUACAGGACCUCCUAUUCCAGAGUGAUUGUGUAUCACUGCACUGCAGCUUAAAUGAACACAAUCAUCACCUAAUCAAUGAGUUCACUAUCAAACAAAUGCGUCCAGGCGCGUUCUUGGUGAACACGGCUCGCGGCGGGCUGGUGGACGACGAGGGGCUGGCGGCGGCGCUGAAGCAGGGCCGCAUCCGGGCGGCCGCUCUCGAUGUGCACGAGAACGAGCCCUUCAACGUUUUUCAGGGCCCUCUGAAGGACGCCCCGAACCUCCUAUGCACACCUCACGCGGCGUUUUAUUCCGACGCGUCCGCGCAGGAGCUGCGGGAGAUGGCGGCCUCCGAGAUCCGGCGCGCCAUCGUCGGCCGCAUCCCCGACUGCCUGCGGAACUGUGUCAACAAGGACUACUUCCUACCGGGCGCGGGCGCAGUGGGCGGCGUGGGCGCGGUGGGCGGCGUGGGCGCGGUGGGCGGGCCGCUGCCGGCGGGCGGGCUGCCGGCGCCGGGCUACGCGGAGAGCAUGAACGGCGGCUACUACAGCGGCGGCGCGCAGGCCGCGCACUCCACCACGGCCGUGCACGAGCCGCCCGCGCCGCCCGUGCCGCUGCAGCAGCCGCCGCCGCAGCAGCCGCCCAUCUCGCUGCCAAUCAACACGUCUGACCCGGCCAACCACCAGCUCAACAAAGAGAGCUCGGACGUCCACUAGGCGGGCAUUACUACGCUACGUUGCAGUAACGUAAGAUUCGCCAAUAUACAAUACAAACAAUAGUUUUAUUCCGACGUAAACUAUCUUAAGUAAGCGGACGUUAUGACCCGUUUGCAUUGAGAUGCUAGGGGCGCUGUGAGAGCUAUACAAAUUUUUUGUUUGGCAGCCAUCUUGGGAAGGAAUGUUUUUUUGUGAUAAACAGGAUAAUUUAAGUCAGUUACAAACAAUUCUUAUAAUACUUAAUCUCAACAAGAACUUUGACAAUUCUGGUUGUUAUAUCAGGAUAAAUACGUAACAGUAUUACUUAUCCUGCUAAAACUCCAAGCAAGACAUUCAGACUGUAAAAUGGUAUGUUUUAACUUACGAAUAUGUGUGAAUAUCUGUUGUAUGAUGUUGGUAUUGUUAUUUUACAUAUUAGUUAGCCCGUCAUCCCUGUUUAGCAAUUAAUAGGCAAAUAUUAGAUGUUUGUUUAGUUUAAAAUAAUUUACACACAAGUGAUAGAACAGUGGGUAUGUAUUCAUAUGAUAAUAUUAUACAGUUUCCAUUGUAAAUUCGUGAUAUAUAAUAUAUCUUAAGUAAUGUGAAUAAUUCUUAUAAUGAUAUAUAUUAUUCAGCAAAUGGAGUACAUACCUGUUACUAUCACAUAACGCUUCGGACUUAAUAUUUCCCAGAUGUAUGUUUAUUUUUGGGACUAAACAUAAAAUUAUUGUGAUUCUUGCACAUUAGAAAAAUUCGUUUGUCAAAAAUUUAUCAACUAAACGCAAUUAAGCAGAAGUUCCUUACUUAAGCCCGUGGAAAUAGUUAUAUGUUUGUAUUUAUAUUUAAAUAAAAUAGGCAUAAAUAAAUUUAUCAUCCAUCGAAUUCAACAUUUGCAACGUAAAGCAUAGUGUCACAGUGAUAAAGUGGACUUUCGAGCGGUGAACGGAAUAAGAAUAGAAUUAUUGAGUUAGAAUAAUGACUGAUGAAGCAGUGCCGCCGAAUUGAGCGUGUGACUGAUUGUACGACGAAGUACGUUUACAAAAUACAGUGUGAUUCACAGACAUUAUACGUAGUGACGGAGAGGCGCAAACUGUAAGAGUACCUAAUUAGUGGUAUUCUGUAUAAACUUGCAGCCGUGCCCGCACUUUUGAUUUUGAAAAAAUAAAUAUGUAGAUGCAAAAAUGUAUCCUAUUCUAAUCGUUUCUAUAAUCAUAUUUUAUAGGUUUUGGUUUAAGAAGACAAAUUUCUUUGUCCACCAAAACGGUUUUGAAACAACUACAGAUUUAAUGACGCCACGAAAAUUAAAUUCCAUUUCGUGAAGAUUUCGCCGUACAAUGAAUUUGUCAAAAGCGCGUGCACGACUACAAUUUACACAGCCGGCAAUGUAAAAAUUAUAUUGAUCUAUAUCAGUGACGCGACCUGCGUAGUCUAGUAUAUAGUUCGUCUGUGGUGUGAUUAAUGUAUUUGUAAGGCGUCUCAAUGCAAACGUCUAUAUGAGCGAAUAGUCGAUUCUGUGUUUGUAUUUGGUAAGUUGGGACAGCUAUAUAUAAAUACUGUUAUGUGUAAAUGCGUGUUGCUAUCGCGGGCCGAUGCGUGUGAGUGGCGGAGAGGAUGGCGAGUCGCGGGUGGCUAGCUGUUGGGUUGCAAGGGAUGGGAUUCGAUUCUAGAAAAUGUUUGGUACCUGACUGUACACAUAGAUUAAUCUAAAAGAGGUCUUAAUGUACGGAAUAAAUUUGGAUCUAAAUAAUAUAUUAACGUCGCGGAUUAAGCAGUGAAUCUUACGAUGAGUGUAAAGAGGGAUCAAAAUAGAUUUUUAGUCUUCCUUCUUUCUCUCGCGUUUAUGUUUCUAACAGGCUUUGACAUCGCUUUAAAAGAUCUAUGCGUGAAUCGGGUGCCAUUUCCUUAAUUUUCUGGAAAAUUCCCUAGGAUCUGUCAGUGUGUCUAUAAUUUCAACAAAAUCAAACACAAAAUCCUCACCUGUUUCCCGGAGGGUUAGGCAGAGACUAUAUCAUUCCACUUGCUAUUUACCUCUCGUACGUGCUCGUCGGUUUAGUGUAGUCUUGACCUGAUCUCUAUCAUUUACAAAACGUUAGAUAAAUAAUUAUAGCCACAGCCCACAGCGAGCGACCCCGGCCAGCCGGUGGAGUAUGCGCGGUCACAGAAGUAUAUAAACUAGCAUUUUGCUCGCAUUUGUGUCAUCCCCGGACCGAACUCCGAAACGCAUGCAUACGAACUUAUUUUUAAGCAUCAAACAAAUGGACUGUAGAUUCUAUCAUCACACUUAAUUAAAGAGGAAACUGGAGGUAGUGUUUUUUUUUUAUUAUUUGAAUGUACAAAAUCAUGCUUUCAUUUGAUUAUUUUUUUCUAAAUAGAGUUUAAGUGACGAAUUUGUACAUGAACAGCAAGACGGAUGCGUUACCCAAUAACCACCUGUUUUAAAAUCGCGAGAAUUGGUAUUUAAAAUUAGUAUUUACUUACAGUUUAGUUUAAUGACAAAAACAAUGUGUAUAUUUUAUGAGAAAAAAGUUCUUAAAUAAAACUAUUGUUUUCGGAUUAAAUA